UUUCCUUCAGUCAAUGUCUCUGUAUCCAUAUUUCAGGUUGGUAAAAACGCUGCAAUAAUAUUCUAUUUUCAAAGGGAAACCCAAAAACUGAAGCGCGAGGAAGCUAAAAGUAGCAACGAGGGAUGAGAGAACAAGAGGAUUGGAGGAUUACGACAGCGCUGUUAACGUUGUUGUUGGUGUUUGUUUCUUCUUUUCCGGCGUUGAGUUACGGAGUUGUUCCUCCUCGUACUCUGCUCAAUAAGCUGUCUCAGGGCAGUUAUCUCACCACUCAGGAGCAAUGGUUCAAUCAAACCCUCGAUCACUUCUCUCCCUAUGAUCACCAUCAAUUCCGUCAACGUUACUACGAGUUUCUAGACUAUUUCCGGAUUCCUGAUGGACCAAUUUUCUUGGUAAUCGGUGGUGAAGGUCCAUGUAAUGGGAUAACAAAUGACUAUAUUGGUGUACUGGCUAAGAAGUUUGGAGCAGCUAUGGUUACUCUUGAGCAUCGCUACUAUGGAAAGAGUUCCCCAUUUAAUUCUUUGGAGACAGAAAAUUUGAAAUAUCUUUCAUCCAAGCAGGCACUCUUUGAUUUGGCUGUUUUUCGUCAGUAUUAUCAGGAUUCCUUAAAUGCAAAGCUUAAUAGAACAAAAACUGAAAACCCCUGGUUCGUUUUUGGUGGCUCAUAUGCUGGAGCACUCAGUGCAUGGUUCCGUCUCAAGUUUCCCCAUUUAACAUGUGGAAGUCUGGCAAGUUCUGCAGUUGUUCUUGCUGUUUAUAACUUCACAGAAUAUGAUCAACAGAUUGGUGAGUCAGCAGGUGCUGAAUGUAAAGCAGUAUUACAAGAAACUACUCAACUCAUUGAGCACAAACUUGCAACCAAUGGAAAGGAACUAAAGGCAUCUUUUAAUGCAGAUGAUCUCGAAAAAGAUGGAGACUUUAUGUAUUUAAUUGCAGAUGCUGCUGCUGUAGCAUUUCAAUAUGGUAAUCCUGAUAAAGUAUGCAAGCCUAUGGUUGAAGCAAAGAAUGCUGGAGAGGACUUGGUGGAUGCUUAUGCCAAAUACGUCAAAGAGUACUACAUUGGAACCUUUGGUGUUAAUGUGCAGACUUAUGACCAGGAGUACUUGAAGAAAACUGCUAUCAAUGAAGACAGUUCUACUCGAUUAUGGUGGUUUCAAGUUUGCACUGAAGUUGCAUUCUUUCAGGUGGCUCCAUCAAAUGAUAGUAUACGCUCCUCAGAAAUUGAUGCAAAAUACCAUAUGGACCUUUGCAAAAAUAUCUUUGGAGAGGGCAUCUUUCCUGAUGUUGAUGCAACUAAUUUAUACUACGGAGGCACAAAAAUUGCUGGUUCGAAAAUAGUAUUUGCAAAUGGCUCACAGGAUCCUUGGCGUCAUGCGUCCAAACAAACUUCAUCUCCUGAUCUGCCUUCCUACACCAUCACAUGUAGCAAUUGUGCCCAUUGUACUGAUUUUCGAGGAUGUCCUCAAUCUCCUUUGGUCCUUGAAGGUAAUGAGAAGAACUGCUCCUCACCUGAUGCAGUUCACAAAGUAAGGCAACAGAUUACAGAACAUAUGGACUUGUGGCUAUCUGAGUGCCAAGAAGGCAGCAGUUAUAUAUGAUCACUAGUAUGUUAACCCACGCACUGAAAUGAAUAAAGUAAUAAAUUAGUAUACACUAAUUUCAUCCUUCAUGAUCAUUAUAUAUUUAAAAAUAGAUAUGGAAACAUGUGCCACUUUAUUUAUUUGGGGAUUGUU
Glycine soja is the source of this 1730-nucleotide messenger RNA. RefSeq names its product probable serine protease EDA2. NCBI's taxonomy places the organism in Eukaryota, Viridiplantae, Streptophyta, Magnoliopsida, Fabales, Fabaceae. Gene Ontology annotation, biological process: proteolysis. The record is from RefSeq and is a predicted model, not a curated record. Gene Ontology annotation, cellular component: vacuole. Bases 123 to 1595 code for a protein of 490 amino acids. The transcript is spliced from 12 exons. Gene Ontology annotation, molecular function: dipeptidyl-peptidase activity; serine-type exopeptidase activity.